Numida meleagris (helmeted guineafowl) is the source of this 752-nucleotide messenger RNA. It is a transcript of the gene RPRML, whose product is annotated as reprimo like. NCBI's taxonomy places the organism in Eukaryota, Metazoa, Chordata, Aves, Galliformes, Numididae. Bases 352 to 687 code for a protein of 111 amino acids. The transcript has a single exon. The record is from RefSeq and is a predicted model, not a curated record.
UGCAUCCGUGGAGCUCCCAGCCGGCAGGCGUCAGCCCCUCGCUCCUGCUGGGGGUCCCCGUUGCACUGGGGCAGCAGAAGGGCAGGGAGCAUGCGGCCGCCUCCUGCUGCUUUCCUCUGCCCUGUGCCCCCUUCUCCUUCCCUCUCCCUCUCUGUGCUCAGGGGACUGUGCUGAGCUGCUGGUGGCAGAGGCAGCUGGCAGCCCCUCGCUGCACACCUUGCCUUCCCUUCCAGCCCAGGCAUCGGGAGCAGAGAGGCAGGAGGCGACACGGAGCCCGCGGGAUGUGAGUACAGCAGGGGGACCCCCAGCUCCCUCCCGCCUUCUUCCGACGGCUGGAACCCCGCGUAGACCAUGAAUGGAUCCUUCUUCAACCAGAGCCUCCUGGAGCAAGGAGCGUACCCCAACAGGACCCGGGGUUUGGGGCUGCUCCUGGCCUGCUGCAAUGGGACCGGCUCAGUGUUGGUGCCCGACGGCGGCUCCUCGGUGUUGGCACCCGACGAGCGCAGCCUGUACAUCACGCGCGUGGUGCAGAUCGCCGUCCUCUGCGUCCUCUCCUUGACUGUGGUGUUCGGCAUCUUCUUUUUGGGCUGCAACUUGCUCAUCAAGUCGGAGAGCAUGAUUAACUUUUUGGUGAAGGACCGAAGACCUUCCAAGGACGUGGGAGCCGCGAUCAUGGGGCUCUACUGAUGCCGUGGGGCAAGUGUAGGCAAGUGGCUGGAGCUGGUGCUGAGAUGCACGUUCCCAUGUGUUUG